Vigna radiata var. radiata (mung bean) is the source of this 858-nucleotide messenger RNA. Its product is annotated as protein RKD2-like. Gene Ontology annotation, molecular function: DNA-binding transcription factor activity. The transcript is spliced from 4 exons. Lineage: Eukaryota; Viridiplantae; Streptophyta; Magnoliopsida; Fabales; Fabaceae. Bases 1 to 858 code for a protein of 285 amino acids. The record is from RefSeq and is a predicted model, not a curated record.
AUGGACUCUCACCCUCUUAUGAGUUGGAGCUCUUAUUAUCAGAUAGAAGAAAAACCAUUGCCAUUUACGUGCCAGUUUUCUUACAGCGAGAACAGUGAAGUGUAUCCUCCUCCACUACACGAUUUACCAAUCCAAGACUGCUACCAGGGUGCUGUUCCUCUUACGGAGUAUUACCCUUCUGAUCCUUUAUACGAAACACUCGCCAUCGAGCUAACACCGACCCUGCGAGCAGACUGUGAUUUUUAUGAUAUAUCUAAGGAGCUUUCUGUGUGGAACGAAGUGAAUGCUGUGUUUGAUUCAGAAGUUGAUUUAUUAUUUCGUAACAAGGAGGAAAGUUUGAAGGAGAUGGUGGAUGAUAGCAAGGUUAACGAAGGGAGAGAAGAAAUAACGAACCCUAGAAAUAGCAGAAAGUUAUCAAGGGAGACGAUAUCUGAGUACUUUUACAUGCCAAUAACACAAGCUGCCAGAGAACUUAAUGUGGGGCUGACACUUCUGAAGAAAAGGUGCAGAGAGUUGGGUAUAAGAAGGUGGCCCCACAGAAAGCUGAUGAGCUUGCAAACUCUGAUAAAUAAUGUGCAGGAGCUACUGAAAGAGGAGGGGCCGGAGAGUGAAGAGAAGUUAAGAUUUGCCAUUGAGACAUUGGAAAAGGAAAAGAAGCUUUUGGAGGAAAUGCCAGAUAUUGAACUGGAAGAUAAUACAAAAAGACUUAGACAGGCAUGUUUCAAGGCCAACUAUAAGAAAAGGAAGCUAGGACAGAGGGAACCAGACUGUUCUUCUUGGAGUGGCGUAAUGUCAGAAUAUAAUAACGAAAGUGAAGAAGAACUGGAUAUGAAGUAUCUCAUUUCUCAGUUAGUUUAA